CAUGACUAUAUGUUUAGCAAUAUUAUAAAUCUCUCUCGUCUCUCUGGCUCAUCUCUCUCCCCCUCUCUCUCUCCAAACAAAAACCCUAUAAACCUUCAUUCCCAUAAUUUGGCAGAGUAAAAAGAUGAGGAUUAGGGAGUCUAGACGACGUCGGAAGCUUUUGAUUGAUGAAAAAGUCGAGGUUCGAAGCACUGAAGAUGGGUUUCUUGGUUCUUGGCAUUCGGGUAAUGUGAUUUCUUCUGAUAAGGGUUUUCGAUUAGUUCAAUACCAUCAUAUCUUAUCUGAUCAUUACGAUAAUGUUGUUGAGAAUGGUGGUGAUGUUGUGGAUUAUGAUUCGUGUGAUAAGAUGAUUGACACUGUGAAAGUUUCGGGUUUUAUUGAUGGGGUUGGGGGGAGUGAUGGUGGGUUGGGGAUGGAUUAUCGGGGGGCGAUUAGGCCGUUUCGGGAAGCCGGUGAGGUGGAUGUGAGGGGAUUGAGGUAUGGGGAGUGUGUGGAUGUGUAUUAUAAGGAUGCAUGGUGGGAAGGGGUGGUGUUUGAUCGGUGUAAGGGGAGCGGGGAGCGGAAUGUGUUUUUUCCGGAUAUGGGGGAUGCGAUGAGGGUGGAGGGGGGCACGGAGGUGAGGGUGACUGAGGAUUGGGAUGAGUAUAGUGGGGUUUGGAGGGUGAGGGGGAAUUGGGUGUUUCUUGAAUUGGUGGAGGAGUUUGAGAGGGAGUGUUGGCCGUUGCUGGUUUCGGUGAAGCAGGUUUGGUAUGAUGUGAGGGGGAAGAAAGGGUUUGAAGAGAAUGUGAAGGAGUGGACUUGUGGGAGGAGGGAUGUGUGGAGGGCGGUGUUGUUUGAGGUGGUGAUGGAUAAUCUUAGGAUUACGAUGCGGGAGUUUUUCGAGACGGUGGAAGGCUCGGAGCGGAAGGGGUUGGAGGAAAGCUUUCGGUUUUUGGAACUUAAUGGACCUGCUUUGUAUGCUUCUCUGAAGAGUAAGGGUUAUGAUGAGAUUAGUGGGGAUGGAGUGGUAGCCGUUGUGGAUACUGGUAGAUUGGAUGCGUUACCGUUAUCUAGCUCAGUGGAGCCCAGGUUUCAAGAUGAAGCGCCGUGUGCGAGUCCUCAAAAAACAGCAAUUGUACCUACUGAUAUGGAUGAUAAGUUAGCGAUGAACGACUCCUGCAAUAGUAGUUGUAAAGUGUCCAAGACAAAUAAGCACCGUGUCUGGGUUUCUGGUGACAUUGUUCCUGAGUAUUGUGCUGAUGCAGUUGAAGAAUAUUCUGAAGUUUCCAACACGAGGCAAGAUCGUCAUGUAGUAAAGUUGAAACUACGGAGACACCUCGUAUUUUUGGGCUGGAAAGCUGAAUAUAUUCGGGAAAAAGGUAUUCCGCGAUGGCGUUAUGUUCCACCUAAUGGAAGUAAGGAGUAUUUUGGUUCCCUUGUUAAAGUUUGUGAGCAUUUAAAAAAAUCCGAUUCUGCAAAAGUUUCUCUUUUUCGUCAAGAUGAACAAAAUAGGUUGUCUGAUGCAGCUGCUACCACAGUUGUAACUCCAUUAUAUGAGCAGUAUAAUGAACAAAUAAAAGAUUGUCCUGAUUAUGAUUGUGGUAUGAUUGAACCUGAGUACUGUCCUCAAGCUGUUAUCAAUUAUUAUUUUAGUAACAUCAAGGAAAAUGUCUACCCCAGAGAUGAUAAUAAACUUAGGAAUAUGCAACUGAAAGCAAAGAAACACCUUUCUGCUGUUGGGUGGAAGUUAUUUUACACUCACGAAAACAAUAUGCGGUCAAAAGAUCUCAGGUACAGUUCACCAUGUGGAAAGUUGUAUGUUUCACUUCAAUCAGCUUGCAAGGCCUUUCUAGAUGAAAAACGAAAUGUGGCAAAGCUAGCUGAAGCACAGUUGGUUGGGGAGGGUGCAGGUUCUGCUAUAGAAACUAAGGAGUAUCAGGCGAAACACAUAAAGAAAAGAAAGAGUAGUGUUCUUUAUCCUGGCUCUCAAUCCCGGUCAGCAAAGUCUUUAAAGAAGAAAAAGAAUAUAAUGGAAGUUCAAACUAGGGGUGGGUCGAAUAGUUUUGUUAAAGGCCGUGUGUCUGGCUCAAGAAAAAGAGCUCGUGUGAUGGUGGUACCAUCUUCCUAUCCCAGAAAUCCUCGAACUGUUUUGUCUUGGCUAAUAGAAAACAAUGUGAUUUGUAAGAGGCAGAAUGUCGAAUACAGAAAAGAUGGUGAGAAACUGGCAGAAGGUACUAUGACUCGUGAUGGGAUCAGGUGCUCUUGCUGCAAAGAAACCUUCUCUGUAAGUAACUUUGAAGUUCAUGCUAUAGGUGCUUGCUGUCAACCUUCAGCCAAUUUGUGGUUGCUAGCCAGCAAGACUCAGCCCGAAAAGUCUCUGCAUGAGUACCAGUUGGAACUGAGACAGAAUAACAUUGCUGGCAGCACCGCUAAAGCAGUGAAGUAUAAAAAGAAGAAUCGGAACAAGGAUGAUGAUUUAUGCUCAAUUUGUCACACUUGGGGUGAUUUAAUUUGUUGCGAUGGAUGUCCGUCUGCAUUUCAUGAAUGUUGCCUCGGAUUGAAGGACAUUCCAGGUGGUAACUGGUACUGUCCAUUAUGUUGCUGCAAAAUCUGUGGCUUGGGCAUAAACAAUGGUAACACUGAAGUCUCAGAAGAAGAUAGUGUAUUCAGUUGCCACCAGUGUAAGCUUCCAUAUCAUGCAAGUUGCCAACAAAUGAAAGAGUCUGUGCCAACUAGUCAUCCUAAAGGAUUUUGCUUUUGCAAUGAAAAAUGUAAAAAUAUUCAAUCAGAACUGGAAAGACGUCUGGGUAAGCCAGUUUUAGUUGGGACAGAUUUAACGUGGACAUUACUGAAGUACGUGGAAUCUGAUGAAUGUGGUCAUGAUCCAUCCAAUAUUGCAGAUUCCGUGGAUAAUUAUUGCAAACUCAAUGUUGCUCUUGGUGUCAUGCACGAAUGUUUUGAGCCCAUGAAGGAUCCUCAGACUAAAAGUGAUCUUGUGGAAGAUAUUAUAUUUAGCAGAUGGUCAGAGCUGAAACGCUUAAACUUUUCUGGGUUCUAUACGGUGCUUUUGCAGAAAAAUGAUGAACUUAUUACUGUGGCAGCUGUAAGAAUUUAUGGAGAUAAAGUGGCAGAAAUGCCUCUUGUCGCUACUCGUUUUGUAUAUCGAAGACAAGGAAUGUGUCGCAUUUUGAUGAAUGAGCUUGAAAAGGUGCUCACUGAAGUUGGAGUAGAGCGGUUGGUUUUGCCUGCUGCUUCUAGUGUACUUAAUACAUGGAUAUCUUCAUUUGGGUUUUCUAAGAUGCUGCAGUCUGAUAAAUUGAAACUAAUGAAUUAUACAUUCCUAGAAUUCCAGGGCACUACCAUGUGUCAGAAAUUCUUGAAGGAGGCCCGCAUAGAAUCAAGUCCACCCGGAAGUGCUUUACAACAUUGUAGUGAUGCAAAUAGGAAUGUUGAUAUUGGUCUAGAAGGGAGCAUUAGUAGUUUAAUGCUACAACCAGAACAAGCUUUAGCCCAAAAAUCUACGAAUUUUGCUGGAGGUAGUGGAAGUGAUACUGGUGCAAUUAUACCUUGUCAAAGCGAGAUAUUUCUCAAGAACUCCUUCGAGGGUGGAACUGACUGUAAAAAAGAUAUGAACCGUGGUAAAGCUGAAAUUAUAUACUACAAGAGGAGAAGGAUAUCAAAGCCUGGAGGUGCUCAGUGACUACCUGUUUAAGCUUUUGCUAAUUGGAGAUUCAGGUGUGGGAACGUCACGUCUCCUCUUGAGGCUUGUUAAAAUUCGAGCAGUGGAGCAGGACAACAAACUAUCAAGUUUCAGAUUUGGGAUGCUGCUGGAGAAGAACGUUUUAGGACAAUUAUGGGCUAUUUGUUUUGAGCUGAAUGGAGAUGCAUGACCUGGUUAUGACUCGGUCAUCUAAUUAAGCUCAUUUGAGGUAGUGUAUUAUGUGACAGAUCAAGAAACUUAAACAAUGCCAAGCAAUGGUUGAAUGAAAUUGAUUGUUAUGCCAGUGAGAGUGUAAAUAAGCUUUUAGUGGGAAAUAAGUGCGGUGUUACAUCACAGAAGGUUGUCUCCACUGAAACAGCUCUGCUUCACAACAAGCUCGGAGGAGAAUUCAACCAGACCACUUUGUGCAAGCUAAUUGAUAAGAUGAAAAAAGAAGGGUUUGUUGAAGCUCAAAGAAAUAGAAGGCUUUCAGUGCAGAUUUUUAUUAUGCAAAUUAUGUCGAUAGGUGCUGGAUGAGCCCCAAAGGAAGUUGAACCACUCAGAACCUCAGACAGUUGGUACGUAAUUGAUCAAAUAAUUUAUCCUCUGAUUUAAACAAAAAGAUUCAAUACUUUAACUGCAUAAUGAUAACUGGGAAUCAAACAAAGGGACUUGUCUACUUGUGGUGGAGUUCGCUCCAUUGUAUCAGAUCUAACUCACGUGAUAGGCAAGUCUGAUGCUUAUCAGAAUGGAUCCGUCGGGAGUGACCAUACUGUUGUAAAGAUGAAAGAGCAUGGAACCCCCACAAGUAGAGCUCAGGAGCUUCUAGAGAGAGUUUUGCACAAGUAAUGGAAAUUGGCAGAAAUAAUGGAAACCGUGACAAUUGCAGUGAAUUUGAUGCAAUCAUGUGUAGCAAGUCGGCAUCUCAGAGCAAUCAGUCUAGAAAAGCAAGCGUUGUA
Daucus carota subsp. sativus is the source of this 4638-nucleotide messenger RNA. RefSeq lists its product as uncharacterized. Gene Ontology annotation, molecular function: transcription regulator activity; acyltransferase activity, transferring groups other than amino-acyl groups. Gene Ontology annotation, cellular component: nucleus. The record is from RefSeq and is a predicted model, not a curated record. The transcript is spliced from 8 exons. NCBI's taxonomy places the organism in Eukaryota, Viridiplantae, Streptophyta, Magnoliopsida, Apiales, Apiaceae. Bases 125 to 3679 code for a protein of 1184 amino acids. Gene Ontology annotation, biological process: regulation of transcription by RNA polymerase II.